AUGCGACCCAGCAGUCUAUCAAUACUGUCCACAUUCAUCUUUGGCUCGAUAUCAGCUUUAGCAGCGUGUACAUCAAAUACAACCGAUACAGCGGGAUUGCAGCAACUGAUUCACGAUGGAGGAGCAGGAUACAAGUUGGAAUUGUGUGCUGGACAGGUGUACGAGAUCAGUGAACAGCUGAAUUAUACGGCUCUUAAUCAGGAAAUUUCGACUGAAGGAUACCCGACAGAUGAUACUCGAGCGACAUUGAAGAUGGUAGGAUUCAACAAAACUACGUUAGUGAUGGCCCAGGAUGCGGGUCUGAGUGGUGCUAAGCUAUUAAAUAUUCAGCUCAAUGGAAAUAGACUGGAUAGUGAGGAUAUAUAUACAGCUGGAGGAGGGAAUAUAGAGUUCGGUGGACAGAAUCAAAACCAGACAAUAGAAUAUGUGAAAAGUUACGAUCCCAGAGGAUGGUCGUGUCUACACCUAGCCGAAGGAACCUUCAAUUGUGUGAAUAUAACAGUACAGAAUAACGAUAUCGGACCAUGCGGCAGGGACUACUUCCAAAAUUGGGCAGACGGUAUUUCCCUCUCCUGCGCGGACAGUCUAGUCCAGAACAACCAAAUUGUAGAUGCUACCGAUGGAGGGAUCGUGAUUUUUGGUGCUCCUUCUUCGGUGAUUAGAAAUAACACUAUCAGCGUUAAGACGCGGACAAUGUUAGGGGGUAUCAACAUGGUCGACGUCCUACCUUGGUUACCUGAAGGCAAUUUCUCAAAUACCCUUGUAGAAGGUAAUACGAUACAUGGUGGAUUCGCGACCGAGAUGGGCGAUGCGGAGCACGGACCGAACAACGCUUCUGCAAUAGUAAAAAUCGGUAUUGCUGUCGGUCCGGAUGUAUGGUUUUCCGAUGGGCGUUACGGUACCAACAAAUCUACCGGAGCUAUCAUCAAAGAUAACAUAUUUUCAGGUGCAUUCGCCUUCGGUAUGGGUGUAUCGAGUGCCAAAGAUUUUACGAUAUCUAAUAACUCUUUCGUCGGUAAUACAUCAUUUAUCGGCUCAUAUGGCCCCAACUGCACUACUGAAACCGAAACACCCCAUGAACCUGUGCCCCUCCUUUUAGAACCUACCAGCGUUACCAACCUCAAUCUAACCCUUCCUCCUGAUUCGCCAUACCAGUUCGUAAAUGGAACAGCCCUAGGUCUCACUUGUUUCAUGCCACCUGCGAAUGAUCAGAAUGCUUGGCCAUACGGGGACGGAUUCAAUUCGGGUCCUUCGGUUACUUCAGAUGGAGGAGCUACGAGCGCUUCUACCUCCAGUCCUGCGUCUUCUGGAAGUAGUGGUAGUGGUCAAUCUAGUGAUGCGUUUAGAUCUAUUCAGAUUAGUGGUAAAGUGAUUUUGGGUGGUACGAUUUUGGGAUUGUUAGUGGGUUUGAAGGUCGUACUCUAA
Molecule: messenger RNA, 1425 nt
Organism: Kwoniella botswanensis
Lineage: Eukaryota; Fungi; Basidiomycota; Tremellomycetes; Tremellales; Cryptococcaceae
Exons: 13
Coding region: 1-1425 (474 amino acids)
Source: RefSeq, a predicted model, not a curated record